CCCGCCGCCGGCCGGGGCGGGCAGAGCCGGCGCGGCGCGCAGGGGAGAGGCGGCCCGAUGGGGCGGCCGGCCGGCAGCCUGGCCCCGCUCCGGCUGCUGCUGCUCCUGGCGCUGGGGCACGCCUGGACCUACCGGGAGGAGCCACAGGACGGCGACAGGGAGGUUUGCUCCGAAAACAAAAUCGCCACCACCCGGUACCCCUGCCUGAAACCCACGGGCGAGCUUACCACCUGCUUCAGGAAAAAAUGCUGUAAGGGUUAUAAGUUUGUUCUUGGACAGUGCAUCCCUGAAGACUAUGAUGUCUGUGCCGAGGCUCCCUGUGAACAGCAGUGCACAGAUAACUUUGGGCGAGUCUUAUGCACUUGUUAUCCUGGGUACCGCUAUGAUCGAGAGAGGCACAGGAACAGAGAAAAGCCUUAUUGCCUGGAUAUAGACGAAUGUGCCACAAGCAAUGGGACCCUGUGCUCUCAGAUCUGUGUCAACACCGUAGGCAGCUACAGGUGUGAGUGUCACGAAGGCUAUACGCGGGAGGAGGAUGGCAAGACAUGCACCAAAGGAGAUAGAGCUGGGCUUACUGAGAAAUCUGAAAAUGUGGCGAAACCAGGGACAUGCUGUGCCUCGUGUAAGGAAUUUCAUCAAAUAAAGCAGAUGGUUUUACAACUGAAGCAAAAGGUUGCUUUUCUUCCAAAUAAUGCUGCUGAUCUUAGCAAGCAAAUCACUGGUGAAAAAGUGCUUGCAUCUAAUGCAUAUAUCCCUGGCCCCCCAGGCCAGCCUGGCCAACCAGGCCCUCCAGGAGCUCCAGGACCAAAAGGGAGUCAAGGAGUUCCUGGGUCACCUGGACCUCCCGGACAGCCAGGACCCCGUGGAUCAAUGGGACCUAUGGGCCCAUCUCCAGACAUAUCACAUAUUAAGCAGGGCAGACGGGGUCCCGUGGGUCCACCAGGAGCCCCAGGGAGAGAUGGCAGCAAGGGGGAGAGAGGUGCACCAGGACCAAAAGGGAUACCUGGCCCACCAGGUUCAUUUGAUUUCCUAUUGCUGAUGAUGGCAGACAUCAGAAAUGACAUCGCUGAGCUGCAAGAGAGAGUAUUUGGACACAGGACUCAUUCAUCAACAGAGGAGUUUCCAUUACCUCAGGAAUUUACAAACUAUCACGACACAGUAGAUUUUGGAUCUGGAGAAGACUACAAACCAAGGGCAGCACCCAGGGACUCCAGGAUACAGAAGGCAGCCCAUCCUUAGCUAUGCCUACUGAAAAAAAUAGAGCCCCUUUAGAGUUCUUCAGUAUAAAAAUGCACUGACAAUGUAAAAUAUAUAUAUAUUUAUAUAUAUAUAUUAUUUCCCAAUUUUCUCUCUGCUUUUCCUCAACCAUGCUGCCUGUACUAUAGGCUUCUGGAUUCAUGGUAGCCUCCUUGUAGCCUGGAUUCCAUACUGUCAAGCCUGCACUGUGCAUUGUACUAGAUUGUCAAGAAAAACUUCUUAGUAUAUAAUACAAUUCAGGCAUCCUCUAGGAUUAACUAGACCACAGCAUUUCAUCUGCCUACGUUGCAUUAUAUGUCCAAAUGACCCAGUACCCAAAUUUUGCCAGGGAUAGACAUGUAGCUGAACACCAUCCCUGAAUGACAUUAAUAACAAAAACCUUGGUCCACGAUUACUUUAUACAUGUAAAUAUAUUGCAUCACUGAACUCAAGUCUCCACCUACUGUCCCCAGGCUUAGGAAAGCAUCUUUGGCGAAGUGGAUCCCUCUUUCACAACAUAGGCCAUAGGCUAGCUGUUAAGUGGGAUAUCUUCUUCUAUUAUGCUCUCGCAUGACAAAAAAAGGCAAAAAAAAAAAAAAAAGGUGAAACAGUGAUACAAGGGCACUACUUCCUGAUAGGGAAAUUACUCAUCUUUGUGUUGCUAGACUAUUGUUCAAAAAGUGUCAAAAAGAUAUGUUUGUCCUAAACUACCACUACUUUUCCUUUACCAUUCACCUGCUGCUGAGUGUGAAGACCAGUUCCCUUCCUCAAUAGAUUCAUGCUAGAAACAUUACACAAAGAUGAGCAAGAGAACAGGGGAUGUAUAAAGCAAGAACACCAAUUGUAAGUGAGUCAAGCAGGCUUACUGGCAAGCACAGAACCAAACCCAGCCUUGCAGAAAGAGUCGGAGUGUGAGUUCCUGUGGGUGCAUGUCUUCCUUGGUGAAAUGCUGAAGUCCAGGUGAAACAAGACCAGAGAGAGGCCUCAUGUUUGCAAAGAGCUUCCAUCUGUUUCCUUCCUCUGCUGUAUCAGAGCAACCUAAAUUGCAUUCACGGAGCUGGAACACAAUGUUGCAGUGUAUUUGGCUGGGUAUAUGGGGAGUAUGAGUAAGUGCAGGAGUUCAAAUGACAGAACAUUUCAACUGGUACGAGGAUGGCUAAGGUGAGGUACUGCACAUGGGAUCCUAUAUUUGUGAAGAGGGAUGAGCGAGAGUGCCCUUUUUUUACACUGGAAAAUUGGAUGCACAAGUUAGAUCUUACCUCAUGGAUGAUGUAUGUUACCAUUUCUUUUGGAUUAUGACAGCUGCUGAGGACUUUGCCAUGCUUAGAAGAUAAAGGAGUAUAUUAAGCACAAAACUUCUAUGUUGUAUCUGUGUAGCUGCUACUUUUACAGUAUGUUUAGUGCUGGCUCAUGUCCACGUUACAAAUGAAAAGAAAAACUUCUUAUUUUGCCAUGUUUUUCAGAGCUUGUUCUAACAAAAUACGUACACGUAAAAAUACAAGGAGCCCUUUAAAGGUAGCCUGUAAAGGUUUGGGUUCCCUUCCAUACUUCCAGGCCAAAAGGCAGUUGGUGUCAUCUCUACAUCACUGGUACAAAUUCUGUAUAAAUAGCUGUGUAGCUAGAUCUUUCCUACCUUUCUUGUAUUAUCUUAAGACAAUGUAUUAAUUCCUCUGUUUUCCAACUUGUUGCUAUCACUAUGCCACAAGCAAGGGCAUUAGCUUUAAGACCCUUAAUGUUCUGUAUUCCUCUUCACAUUGUAUGUAUUUCAGUAUUUACAAAGCAAUGACUAAGUCACUGGGAUAGCUUAGCAAAAGUGGUAGUGCUCUCACACUGUGGUCUUUGGGCUUCUCCUCUGGGAGGCCCUCUGCCAGCAGCUGCAGAGCCAAGCAGUCUUGUGAACCACGUAAUAAAGACAUCAGUAAGGCUUGGGGAAGGAACUUGUGGCCAAAAGACAGAUGGUCUUAUAUGCAGCAGGCUGAAAGAAACCUCUAAGACAGCAUAAACUGAGGCAUUUGUUACUGAUUUUCUUAAUUUUACACAGGCAAAUACGUAAAAAUAACAUCAUUCAUGAAUAUGCAUUUUUAAGUAAAUUAAAUGUCAAAUGUUGUUAUUUGUAACUCCUACAAAUAAUGUAACUCUUGCAUAUGUUUACCACCACACCCCACAACCUGCUGGAUAAGGCCGAUUCCCACUGUAGCACUGUCAGCUGCAGGGUUUUUUGACCAUCAGAUACUGAACGAUUUUGAUGAAUUGCUUCCUACACACCAACUAAAUUCUGUUGACCCCUGAUGACAAGAAGAUGUGUUCUAAAAAAGGCAGUUUUUAGUUCUAAGCUCUGCUUUUCCAAAUAUAGACAAAUACCAAAUGAGAAGUUCCUACAGUUUGACCAUCAAUUUCAGGGGUAGGUGACAGUUGCCCUGCUGAGCGUAAGUAUGGAAGGGAAAUUCUAAGACUGAACCAGGAAAGUAGAUAAAAUGCUUGCUUCACUAUAAGCACAGAGUAAGCAGAAAAAGCUGUCCUACAGACUCUUCAAACAUAGAACAUGGCACAUGUUCACAUGCCUUUCUGGAUGGAAACCUCAGUAACUUCCCUUUCUGGAGUCUGCAUCAUUGGUUUUCACAGUCUAGAGCUCAGUUUCCAACAGACAUGCUUACUCCAUCAAAAAAGAUGAAGGAAAGUGCCCCUUGGUUUUGUCCUUGUUCUUCACCCUCCUCUUUCCAGACUCCCUGCUCCCAGGCUGUUGGCUGAGUCCCAGCAACAAGGAGGAGACAUCAUGGUAGAGAUUAAAUCCACCCAAGAAGACAUAGGAAUUCCUCCAGCAGGGAGAGUCCCUCAGAAGAGAACUCACUGGGAAGGUUCAGCUUUCUGUUUGCAUGCAGCUAAGAUCUUUGCAUAGGCUUCUCUCAUUUUAUUCUUCACUCACUCUAUGAUAACUUUCAUAACGUGUUGUACCAGAAACAUUUAAUUAAGAUUUCUGGUUAAAGACACACAGAUAGAAAAGUGCCAUUUUCUUCAGCAUACCCAAAGUUUCAUAAAGCCAGAGCAGGAAUCAUUUCCAGUCUUAAGUUAGUUACCCAGUAGCCAGGGAAGUCAUUACCUUAUAAAUUAUUUAUUAUUCUUUGGCUCCAAAAAUAACAAACUCCCCCAAGAAUCCAAAAUCAGAAUGUAGAAACACAUACGCUCAUGCCUACUUUCAUUACUUGGCUCACGCACAACUUUGUUUCAUAUAAAUACUAUGUAUAAUUUUAUUAGAAAGAAAUACUAUUUUGAUGUUAAGACAUCAAGUUAUAAGCAGAAGAAUAAUAAAAGAGUUUGUUAUUUUAUUAAUAUUAGAAAUAUAUUUAAUGGAAACAUUUGCAAGAGUGUAUAGUGAUGGGAAAAUGCUGAUUGUUAAUGAGUUUAACAAAAUUAUAAAGCUUGGAAAAUGUUUUCUUUCAACACUGUGUCAAAUAACAUGCAGGAUUAAUCUUUCUUGCGAUGUGGGGAUACUGACACAGAAUUCACAGGCUAAAUCAGGAAAAUGAGAGGAGAACUGAUUGUAAAUGGAAUUAAGGUAAUGCUUGGAGUUAUUGGUGGCAUCACAGCUUGAGUAACCUUCUUCCUAGAAGUAUUUCAGAGUUAAUACACUAAGCCCCAGAGAAGCAACAAAAGACUGGGUUGGGCCCAAGAAUUUGUAAAUGUCACUUAAAAUCCAUAUGUUUGUUCCUAUUACACAUUCCAGUAACUAUACUGUUCACUUUAUUUAUAUAUGAAAUACUAAAAUGUGUAUAAAAUGACUGUGAUUUUAUGCUGUAUUCAUAAUAACAAAGAUAUUUUUUCUUA
Neopsephotus bourkii (Bourke's parrot) is the source of this 5058-nucleotide messenger RNA. RefSeq names its product collagen and calcium binding EGF domains 1 (gene CCBE1). Bases 58 to 1239 code for a protein of 393 amino acids. NCBI's taxonomy places the organism in Eukaryota, Metazoa, Chordata, Aves, Psittaciformes, Psittacidae. The transcript is spliced from 11 exons. The record is from RefSeq and is a predicted model, not a curated record. Gene Ontology annotation, molecular function: calcium ion binding.